Messenger RNA from Brienomyrus brachyistius, 10721 nucleotides. It is a transcript of the gene ncoa1, whose product is annotated as nuclear receptor coactivator 1. The record is from RefSeq and is a predicted model, not a curated record. Gene Ontology annotation, molecular function: nuclear receptor binding; protein dimerization activity. Gene Ontology annotation, cellular component: nucleus. Gene Ontology annotation, biological process: cellular response to hormone stimulus; positive regulation of transcription by RNA polymerase II. NCBI's taxonomy places the organism in Eukaryota, Metazoa, Chordata, Actinopteri, Osteoglossiformes, Mormyridae.
CUUGUUUGUUUGUGUAGAGGGCGAAAAAUGGCGGAGGGCAGAGACCCGAGCUGGAACUAGAGACACGAAACGUCGGCUCUUAACGUUCGUGACAGCUGGUAGGGGCCACUGCCCUGCGUCGAGUGCAUCCCCGGUGCGUCCGCUGAACUCGGGUGACGAAGGACGAGCGCAUUGCGAGCGGAGUGGAGUUUUGGAGGAGCAGGUUUAGCUGGCAUUACUACGGCCGCAGCGAGUACUGCCCACUAGCCGCUGAACUGUCGGCAGCUAGCUUACUGGCUAACUAGCCGUGGCUAACGCUUACGCGGUACUCUCGCGGCGUGCGCGUGAAAGCUGCGCUUUUUUUUCUCUCUCGCUGAGGGUAGGGAGUCCGUCCCUCGCGUCGUACAUUUGGCGAGCGACCCGACGGGAAAGCCGAAAGGCGGACUCUGGCGUCGGGAGUUCGCACACGAAUGUCUUCGUAAGUUCACCGUCCUGUCUUGCAGAGGAUCACAGCGGCGACCCGAGAAGACAGGUGUGUGAUACCUCAGGAUGAGUGCCCUAGGGGAGAGUGCCCGUGACCCUGUGCACCCGGAGUCCCGCAAGAGGAAAGGAUCGCUGUGCGACACGUCAGGCCUCAGCGCGGAGAAGCGGCGGCGGGAGCUGGAGAGCCGCUACAUCACCGAGCUGGCGGAGCUGCUGUCGGCGCAUAUGGGUGACAUUGCCAGCCUGAACGUCAAGCCGGACAAGAGCCACGUCCUCCGCAAUGCCAUCGACCAGAUCCAGCAGAUCAAGCUGCGUGAACAGGAAAAGGCAGCAAUGUUGAUGGAGGAUGACGUGCAGAAGAGCGACGUGUCGUCCAGCAGCCAGGCCCUAAUGGAGAAGGAGGCCCUGGGUCCUCUUCUGCUGGAGGCCUUGGAUGGCUUUUUCUUCGUGGUGAACCGCGAGGGCCGGAUCGUCUUCGUCUCUGAGAACGUUACGGCCUACCUGGGCUACACGCAGGAGGAGCUGAUGACCUCCAGCGUCUACAGCAUCCUGCACGUGGGCGACCACAAUGACUUCGUUCGCAACCUGCUCCCCAAGAGCCUGGUGAACGGGGUGCCCUGGCCACAGGAGAGCGCACGCAGGAACGGUCACACCUUCAACUGCCGGAUGCUGAAGCGGCCGCCGGACGAGGUGGACUCUGAGAACAUGGAGGCACGGCAGCAGUACGAGGUCAUGCAGUGCUUCACCGUGCCAGAGCCCCGGGCCAUACACGAGGAGGGCGAGGACCUCCAGAGCUGCCUCAUCUGCAUCGCCUGUCGCUCCCCUCGCCCCCAGCAGAUCCCGGUCAACACUGAGUCCUUCAUCACCAAACAGGACCCCACAGGGAAGAUCAUCUCCAUAGAGACAAGCGCACUGAGGGCCACAGGCCGGCCCGGUUGGGAGGACCUGGUACGGAAGUGCAUCUAUGCCUUCUUCCAGCCGCAGGGGAAGGACCCAUCCCACGCCAAGCAGAUGUUGCACGAGGUGAUCACCCACGGCACGGCCAUCAGCCCCGUGUACCGCUUCACCCUCAGCGACGGAACCACGCUCAGCGCCCUGACCCGCUGCCGCUUCUGCUGCCCCCCCAACCCCGACGUGCAGCCCUUCAUCAUGGGCAUCCACACCAUUGACAGGGAACACAACACUGCUAUCUCUCAGGAAAACACUAUCCCCAGCCUUCCUCCAAAGCACGGGAGUCCGACUCCUGCCCAAACUUCCCGCUCCCCUGCUGUCCAGCCCAGCAGUGACCUCAACCAGGCCGCAGGCCUCGGCCUGCAACUUAACGGCGGUGGCAGCGGGCCAGCCACGCCCACCAGCCUUUCAGCCGGCUACCUGACCCCCAACAGAAUGUGCCCUCAGCAGGUCAACAGCCCCUCUCCUCUCAGUAGCCCUUUGGGGGCGACCCCUACCUCUUUCAUGUCCCCCAGGCCGCCACGGGGUAGCCCUGGCCUCGGGGGUAGUCCGCGGGUACCUGGGAACCCUUUCUCGCCCUCCACACCCGGCCUGCACUCCCCCGCGGGAGCAGCGAGUGGAAGCGGAGGUGGCCUCACUCGGCAGUUAUCGGGCUGCGAGGGGACCGGGGCGUCCCUGGGCUUCUCCACUCCCUCACCACGACCUCAGAGGCAGGGUGGCACCCCAGCCAGCUCUCCGGUGCGCCCCCCUCCCGCCAAGCCGCCCGAGGGCCCCCCCGAGGAUGCCGCUAAGGCCCUGCCAUCGCUCGGCAACCCCAAGCUGCUGAACCAGCUCCUGGACAACGGUGCUGCUCGUCCAGCCGAGCGUGUCUCGUCUGCGGCGGCGUCCCCCCCGGUGACCGGCUCGUGCCCGGCCUCCCACAGCUCGCUGACGGAGCGUCACAAGAUCCUGCACCGCCUCCUACAGGACAGCAGCCCUACGGAGCCCAAUGAGGGUGGGUCUGACCCGGGCCUGGCCAUUGGUGCCACACACAAGGACUCGGAAAUUAAAAAGGAGAGGCCCGCCAGCCCCACUAGGGAAUCUCAGGAUCCGCCACAGGACCACCAGCUGCUACGCUUCCUCCUGGACACGGACGAGAAGGACCUGGAGAACCUACCACCACCGUCCCUCCUCUCCCUGCAGACAGUCCGGGUCAAGACCGAGGUUAAGAGGGAGGGGACCUGCGGCACCAGCAGCUCUCCAAAGCCUGGAGACCAGCCCGCCAACCCGUUUUCCGCCGCUGACUUGGAUGCCUUGAAUCAGCUAGUGCCCCCGCCGCAGAGGACAACUCCCGUGGCCAGGCAGCCAGAGGACCCCGUCACAUCCCAGCCGCCAGAGACCAACAUUCCCAAGGGUGUGAGCAUGAAGCAGGAGCUGCCCAGCACGCCGAGCCGCGGGUUUGGCGACGGCUCCGUCUUCCAGCCGUCCUUCGAGUUAUGCAGCCCAUCCACCCCUAGUCGGGGUCAGCCGGACCCGUUCCAGCCUAGCAAAGGUGGCAGCCCGUUUCCGGACCCAGCUCACGGUGCGCCUUUUGGCGGCGGCGAUGCAGGGAUGUCCAAACUGGAGCUAACCAGCCCCCAGCCAUUCACACCAGUGGGUCUGACGGAGCCCAUGCCAUUUGACGUGGCCAUGGGUGGGGCUCCACAGGCUCCUCUGCCUACUCAGGAGCAGUGCACCCCCAGCACCUUGGAUGACAUGCUGUGCCCUCCCACCACCCCAGAGGGACGCAGUGACGAGAAGGCCCUGCUGGACCAGUUAGUGUCCUUCCUGAGCGGCACGGACGAGAGCGAGCUGGCUGAGCUGGACCGAGCACUGGGCAUCGAUAAGCUGGUGCAGGGCGGCUGCCUGGACCCCCUCUCCCAGCAGUACCCUGCCCAGCCCCUGCCCUCCACCCCCAUGCACAUGGACCCUAAGCUGCCUGCGUACCAGCCGCAGUUCCCCAUUGGCUCCUCGCAGUUCCCCCAAGACGUGAGCCGCCCACAGCAACAGAGCAUGAGUUUCUGUUCGCCUCGCGGGGCCUUCCCCGGGAACAUGGGCAUGGCGCUGAGGCCAGGCUUGCCGAGGGCGCAGGGGGUGCCCAACCAGCUCAGGCUGCAGCUACAGCAGAGGCUGCAAGGCCAGCAGCAGAUCGUGCACCAGAACAGGAUGGCGGCCAUCGGCCAGUUCCCAGGGACAGGGCAUCUUGCCAUGGGCAUGCGACAGGGCAUGCAGCAGCCCCAGAUGAACUCACAGCCCCCGCUGAAUGCGCAGAUGAUGGCGCAGAGGCAGCGGGAGCUCUACAGCUUCCAGCAUCGCCAGAGGCAGCUCCUGCAGCAGAAGGCCAUGCUGAUGAGGCAGGGCAUGGCACCAGGGCCUAUGGGGGGUCCCCAGGGCCCCAAGGGCCCCCAGCAGCCUCAGCAGCAGCAGCCUCCACAGUUCGCCUACCCCACAGGUUACAGCCCCGGGCCAGGAAACCCUCCAAGCUCACCCGGCAACUUUAAUCCCAUGGGAGGGGUACCGACGGACCCCAAGAUGGGCAGCAGGGGGCCUGUGGUGUCCCAGGGUAUGAUGGGAGGUAUGCAGGGCCAGUUUGGUGGCGUGGUGAACUCAGCGGUACAACCCACCCCCUUCCAGCAGUUUCCAGGAGCAGGUAUGACCCAGCAGGGGGAGCCACCUUUUGCACCAGCCCUCAGCCCAACCAGCCCCCUCCUCUCACCACAGAUGUCUACGCCGCAGACACCUCUGCUCUCGCAGACCCAGCCUUCUAUGGGCUACCAGUCGCCUGACAUGAAGAGCUGGCAACAAGGAGGCAUGGGGAACAACGGUAUUUACAACCAGUCCGGACAGACUCCGUCCCAGGCCUUCGGACAACAGGGCAUGUACAACAACAUGAGCAUCACCGUCUCCAUGGCGGGUGGAUCUGGCGGCGUGGGCUCUCUGACUCCCAUGGGUCCUUCUGUUGGCAUGGGCAACAGUAACCUGGGCAACAUCAGCUCAAUGUGUAAUGAUCAGGUACAGCAGGUUCAGGUGUUUGCUGACGUCCAGUGCACCGUCAACCUGGUGGGCAGCGACUCCUACCUGAACCAGCCGGGCCCCAUGGCAUCACAGAAGGGGGGGGCAGCCACCCAGAGUGCCCAGUCUCAGCAGAAAAGCCUCCUGCAGCAGCUCCUAACCGAGUGACACUCUGAGCACUGGGGAGUGCUGCUCUACAGUGAGAUAUUUAUAUUUUUUUACAAGUCUGCUUCUAAUUUCCAGCAGGAUGGAUUCUGAGAAAAUUAUAUUUUUUGGUGGGGAUUGGUGGGUCUUGGAGGGGGGUGGAUAGAUGGCUGAUUGGACAUCUUAGGCUGCAGGCGGAGCGCUCAUUCUUGGUUACCUACUUUAGAGCUUGCGAUUCCCAGCCAGGAGAUGGAAAGCAUUGCUGAUUCACCGAGCCUGAAGAGGACCCUUUUGUCUGGCGAGCCUCACUGGCCAGUCUGCUGCAGCACUUCACGGAGAGCAAUGGCAGGGUCUGGGGUCCGGCGCGGUCCUGGUCAGCCGAUCUGACUGCAUGAUGGGAGGACUUUUUCGAGGGGCUUUAACCGCCUCCCCCACCACCCCCUUCCCGUCGUGUGAGGAAAGCUCAGUUUCAGCUGGAUUUGUCGCUGAUUGGCUCUCCACUGCAGUGCCUGGUGGGAGAUCUUCCCCAGUUCUGUUUUUGUUUAUUGUUUUUUUUGGUGAAUUAGAACAAGAAAGGCCAAGAUGGGAGACUGUAGUGUAGCACACUGUCUGCCCCAGGGUUUUCCUGGGGGGGGAACAUAGAUACUAGACUCAAACUGUCCGACACAAAUGUUGUUGUUGUUUUUUAAAGCAGCUGUGAAUAUGAGCCACUUGGGAUCUCAUUGGCCUAUCAGUGUUCGCCAUACAUACCAUGCAGGUCGAUAGUAUUGUACAGUACCAAUGGACAAGAUUGGAACGCACUAACACUUUCUGCUUUUCUUUUUAAACGUCACUCACUCAUUGAGACAGCAGUCAUUUUCCAUGUCAAAGCUGACCGAUGUUUUUGGGUUUGAAGCAGGAUUUUUUUUUUUUUAAUUAAUGAAAAUGAUGAUGAUUUUUAGCUGAUCCAAGCCAAGAAAUGGGAUCUGCUGCAGCGUGUUGUAAAUCAGAGAGACUCCAGCUUCUACCCAGCAAAACUUUCAUCUUGUGUGGAAAAUGUCAGUCUCCAAGGAGAAGAUUGUUUCAAAUUUGAAUGUUGAAAUUUUGGUGAGCCUAACUUUUUGGUCGUCCAGCUCAGGCUGUCUCAGUCUUACAUAAUUAACAGAACAUGUCACUGAUUUUGGUCAUACGGUAAACAUGUAAACGUUUAGGUGGCGAUUUUUCUUACUUUUGAACGUCAGUCAUCUAAAUCCAAAGGCGUGUACAGACACUGCAUGUGGGAGCUCACGCAGUGAGCAUGUCGUCGCUGGGGCUGUAGCCUCACACUGCAGCUACGACUACUCACCUGACUACUGUUGCCGAAUCAGAUGCUGUCAAUCAGCACCAGCCUCUGUUGACACCGCCAAAACACUAUAACUGACGAACCUUGGCGUUAGACGUGUCCGCAGAAGAUUGACAUCACGUUGAAGACGAACGAGGAGGUUACUAACAAGCAAUAAUAGCACUCUGGAGAUCUGGUUAAUUAAAGUAGGAUCAGCUGGAUUAUGACAUUGAAAUGGAAAUCAAAAGUCUAAUUUAUUCCCCCCUGCCGGCUCCUUUCUGGGUAACAGAGUAACUCUCACUAAUGAAAUGCUUUAUAUAAAAAUAAAAAAAAAAUUAAAAUCAAAAAAGGAAAAAAAAAGAGUAAUUCUAUGGUCCAAGUAGCCUCAGAGGUCUCACUGUGUAUAUACAAGGUAACUGAGUAAAGGGCGCCGGCUUUUCACAGCACCGGCCAACACGUCUAUUAUGGAUCCUCAUCCCUUUUUGUGGGAACGCAACCCUCCUUUCAUGCUUUUUUUUUUGUUUGUUUCUGAUCGUCCUCAAACAAUGUUCUGUAAUUUGUGAUUCACUUUGUGUACAGUUGUGGUGUGCAGGUGUGCGCGGGCAGGAGUGGCUGCAUGCGUCUCUGGUUGUAUAUAUAAAUCCGGUGGCUGCGGUCCUUAUACUCCCUCCACUUACGGCCCACUGCACUUUAAUCACCUUUGUUAUUCUAGAAAGCAGUAUAUCUGUUGGAUUUCUUUAUUUCCCAUAUUCCUUUGGUUUCUGUCCUUUUUAAAAUUCCUAGCUCGUAGCCAUGGAAGAACCUCACUGCAUUUUUUAUUUUUUUUUUGCGGAAUAUAACUUAAUUUUGGUGUAACAUGCUCAGAAAAAGUAGCAUUUUAUGGUCCUACAUGAACCUUGGUGUGAUUUUUCUGUUCCUGUCCUUGUAUUUCAUAUCGCCAUUUCCUAGUGUGCUCUCUACGUUUUUUUUUUCUUUUUUGGUUUUUGGUGCAAAGCGAACAGUAACAUUUGGGGCAGCCUAACGCUGAGUAAACGAAGUACAAUGACACAGUUUAUGAAUGUUGUUUUCUAUAUUUAUUUAUUUUUUUAUCAUUUUUAAAAUAGAGAAAUGGUAGUAGUAGGCUGUACUGCAGGAGUAUGAGGACAUUAAAAGCCACGUGUGUGUGUGUGAGAGUAAAUACAGAUACAUGGAAAAAAGUGGAAGCAGUCAUUGAAGAGCAGAAAGAGCGCGUUUUCUUGCAGCUUACUCAGUAGGAAAUCAGCUUAACGUAAUAUGGUAAAGUGAGUUUAAAGGCAAUUCAGAGUGCAGUCAUUAUACUGUGAUACAUCCCCUCCUUGCCAUUCAACUGGGAAUAAAAAUGCAGUGGAAUCCAUUCUGAAUCACAACUGAUUUAUCAAUCAGAAAUCCGCCUGUUACCUUUUAAACUAUAUAUCUUUCAUAUUGGCCUGUAAGCUGGUCUACCAUUGGGGUGAAGUCGAAUGGAAUUUUGUUAUUGUAAAUAUGAAUUUGCUCAAAGUCUGAGAUUUUCGAAGUCCUUGUGGAUAGUUGGUCUGCUUCCAGCAUUUUUGGUGUAUGUGUAUGCAGGUGUGUGUGUGCCUCUGUGAUUUAAUGCUGUAUGUGUUGUUUUACAUGGAAAAGAGAAACUGUCCUAAUUAUUUCUUCUCAUCUUUAGAUGCCUGCACAUUACCUGUGGGGUUAAGAUUUACUCUGUUUGCGAGAGAAUGGUUUUGCGACCUCUGAAUGUGAUUUUACUGAGAGAAGCAGCAUGGACUGGAUUUGUACGGGUUAAUUUCAAAAAGGCCAUACUAUUUAAUUUGUCUAUGUUGUCAAAAGUUUAAACUGGUAUAAGAAAAUGGAACCUUUCUUUCAAGAGUGGUAGCUAAUGUUUCUGGUGGGACUUUGCCGACCGCUACACCAGUACUGAUCUUAUUUCCUUUAUUGUCUAAGAGGUGCAGUUCUCCAGGCAAAGGGCGAUUGCAUGUUUAGUUGUGAUGACCAAAGCUUAAAGAUGGCAAAUAUCUCAUAUGCAAGUCUGUUUAUUGAAUGCAAAAUGAAGCAUUCAAAAAUACAAAAAAAAAUGUAUGGAAUUUUUUUCUAUAAUAGCGGAAUGUGGUGAAACACACCCCCCAAUGUUGAAGCAUGGCAACAUUGUGCUCAGCUCCCGCUGUUCUAAUAUACUGGCAAGUGACUUUAGCAGUUUGUAUAUAUUCCGCAUUUCCCAGGUAAAGCAGUCCGAAUACUAUUGCGGGGCAGCAUCGAAAGUGCUUUCAGAUAGUCAACGCACUCACUGUUGACUGGAGUAGCAGAAUCUCUAGAUAGCUAUGCACCUUUAAGACUAAAAACAUGAUUACACUGAUCCAAGGACGUAAAACGUAACAAGAAUCAAACUGAAAUAUUUUAUUACACUAUGCAUUCUCGGUAAAUACCUUUUUGGAGCUAUACAAAUUGACAGUUUUUUUAAAACAAAUUCAAUUUGUUUUCAUAAAUGUUUGGAAAUUGUGUUUCUGAACUGUUUCUGCAAGGAGGCUAAUGCAGAUUGUUAAAUAUUUUAAUUUAUUUAGCUAAAUACUUUAUACCAAAUUUGAGGUGCCUCUUGUACAUAUUUUGUGCAUUAGAGUAAAGGACUGAUCCUUUACAGUUUGAUUAAACUUUUCUUGUUAAUGGAGAAUUUCUUACAUUUAACUUUGUAAAACGAAUAUGCUGUAUUUUACAUACAUUUUUUACUGAAAUUUAAAUAUUCCAGGCAUUUACAGGAAAUACAAUCUAGUUUUUUGCACUUUAUAUCCUUUGAAAUUUACAAAAGGAAAGAGGCCAUUGCAAGAAGUAUCUGCAUUAAAAUCAGAUCAUUAUUGCAUUUCAAAUAUCCCCAGAAUGUAAUCAAAAAUAAAUACAAAAAAAAUUUCUCAGGCUCUGUAAAAGCUGGCUAAUGUCCUGUUGUACUCGUAACACUGGAAAAGGAAGGUCCCCCCCCCCUUGCUUUUUUUUUUUUUUUUUUUUGGACAUUCAGUGAAUCCAUGGCUCUCCCAGGCUUGGACUCUUCUUUCAAGUCUUCUGCAUUGCAUGUCGCUCUAUACCUCCAUUUACUCUGCCAUCAUCCAUCCAUCCAUUUCUUCCCUUAUGCUCAUUAUAGUAUCUGAAAACAUUCCUGAUUUAUUUUUUUAACCAAUUCAUCACCCUAGUUUGCUGCUCAUAUUUCAUUUUUAUCAGAUUUGUAAUAUAUUUUUUUAUAGUCGCCGACACACAAUCAUAUGUAUUUUUUCCCCCUAACUUUUCUAAUACAUAACGUACUGCCUGCUGUAUAACAUUUCGCUUAGAUCUACCCCCCCCCCCCCCCAUUGACUGAUCCCCUAUGUGUACAGGUAGUGUUUCUUCACUGUUGGGAACCUUAGGAGCAAAUGUCUGACGAAACAAAUGCUUCUCAUCUCUUGUACGUGCUGCCUUACCGAUACUGAUAAUGGUUGUGGUUCUGAAUCUGAGGGAUUUUCCCCUCUACUGCCCACUGGAACAGCAGCAAUCUCUUGAAAUAAGGUUCCAUUUUUUUCUUGUAAAGUUAAUAUAAAUAAAUAUAUAUAUAUAUCUAUAAAUAUUAUACAUUUUACUCACUUUGUCCAGUUUUGUAUAUUACACUUGGGUAUUGUGUAAUGUUAGGCAGAGUCACCAUGAAGCUGUAUGGGACAUGAUGAAUGAAGAUGUAUCUGAGAAGUUUAUGCAUGUUUUUUUUUUUUUCAUUUCUUUUCUUUCAGUAUCUGGGGAAAAAAAUCCUACCUUAUCUAUGAAGUAGUAGACAAUCAGUCACAUCUUUGGUCCGGCACCUGCAGAGACGCACUGCAGGCUGACGUACUGUGUUUCACAUUGACUGAAGUGGUCUUAUUCCUCAUUCCUGUGACGGACGUUUGUGGCUGCAGAAGCAGGCACGCUACGAGUACACACACAUCUACUCCAUAACACCCCCCCCCAGCCCACUAUGGCUCUUCUGCUGUGGGUCGAACAGGUUGGGAUCAGGUCAGAACGUUGACCUCGAAGGAAAUUAUGACUAACAAAUCUCAUUAAUAUCCAUGAAUGUGAGAAUACAACACAUUGCAAUAAAAGCACCAUUAAAAAACAGGAUUUUUAACAUUUAUUCUGUAUCCCCCUCCCCUACCACUGAUGGUUCUUCUUUUACUUCUUACCUACUUAAUGUGUCCUAAUUUCUAGUAGUGCUUUGAAUGAAAUUGCUUUAAGACAGAGGCUUAUAAACAAAACUGUUGAAUACAAUGGAAAUUGCUUAUGCUGAAGAAUGGAUUGUCAAGAAUUUUUUUUUUUUUACUAAGAAUAUAUGACAUUAUGAAUCGUGCCUAAAGACUGUUGUAGCCUGUUCAAAAUUGUAAAUUGGAAGAGGAGACCCCUUACUGUGACCCACUGUGUGUGCGCUUUGCUUUUUUUGUUGACCGCAAAGAAAUGGCACGAUUCAGGCAGUGAUAAAUUAAAGGUGCCAGUGUUGUGGAAGUUACGGAAGUAAUUUGUUGCAGACAGAGGUGGAAAGUUCAGGUCCAGAGAGUACAAAUCCAGACCAAGGUUUUGUUUCAACCAACUAGAGCAUAAAGUCACAGAAUACUCAACUGGUUGGUUGAAACAAAACCUUGGUCUGGAUUUGUACUCUCUGGACCUGAACUUUCCACCUCUGUCUCUAAUGGAUUAUUACUUUUGAAACUUCCCCAGCACUGGGUCCCUUUUUAAUAAUUUCUCAUUUGAAAUUAUUGAAGAAUUAAAAUGUACCAAUUUAUCAUCUAUGACAAAGGGGCACAGGAAACAAUGAAUUUUAUGUUAUGUCAUGGUUAAUUAAAACAAAAACACA